This is a messenger RNA of Protopolystoma xenopodis, 588 nucleotides long. NCBI's taxonomy places the organism in Eukaryota, Metazoa, Platyhelminthes, Monogenea, Polystomatidea, Polystomatidae. The record is from the annotation of a GenBank genome assembly.
GGCCAACCGAUGCUGCGCAACCACUCCAGCCUCGAGAUCAGCAUCUGUGACGAUCUAGCCAUGUGUGAUGCGGGCCCGGUGGCAGGCCCCGUUGUGAGGCGGGCCAGCAGCCAGUCGAAUCUGUACUUCUCCAAACUGUGGGUUAAUGUCACUUUUGCCCAGAAGCGGGGUGAAUCCGCCCCCCCCAGCCUCAAUUGGCCCCCUUCAAUGCAGUCGAUGCGUUCCGAGAAGUUCCAGGAUUAUCCAAUCGAAUUGGUCUGCGGCUUAACUUCCCACCCCUUGGAGCCGGAUUUCGACGACGCCGAGAUGAUCAACGAGGCUGAGCUGAUCCUCGAGAAACUGGUACCCAUUUCGAGUCUACAACAGGCCAUCUCUGAGUGCCAGAAGGUUCAUGCCUACAAAGAACCUGGACCGGACGAUGAUGAGGCCGGGUUAAGUGAAGCGAAUCCAAUAAGCAGGAACCCGCAAGCCUUGACUUGCUCGAAGUUUGCCUCGUCCGGCAACAAAAGCAAAGCCUUUCAUCUGGAACAAGGCCUGACCCCGGGGUCGGGACAAUGCCAAGACCCUAGGCAACAGGGCCCGUCAUGU